AUGACUAUCAAACCUGUGGUCAAUCAAAAAAGUGCUAAAGAGGAAACGCAAGAGGGUGCGCCUCAGAACGUCCACGGUGUGGGUAAUGCUGGAGUCCGAACGUCGCACCGUAAUGUGGUGCUUAAUCAGCUGUCGUCAUCGGAAUCACAAGCACUGCCGAGGGAAAAACGGGUGCUUACACCCCACAGCUUCGACAAUGACAGCGUAGUACGUCACCGUAGGAGCCCACACAAAAACCUCGGACGCCUAAAACGGGAGCACUAUCACAAACGGGAGAGCCGUGAGCGUGAAAAGACGACUGGAUCACCUAGCUACCAUCAUCAUGUUCUGCCGCCGUCUGCAAGUGGCAAGAAACAGUCCGGUUCUAGCUCGAGUUCACACGCCGCAGCCUCGGGAGGCUGUCGUUCCCCGAAAAGCACCCAUCAACCGUCAGGAACGAGCGGCCCAUUACUAUCCGGACACCAGGGGGUGGUGGGUAACGGCUCGUCAGGAGGCGACCUGAACGCCGUGCUCGAAGAAGUUCGCUCGGGGUAUAACAGUGGCGAUGAGUACAUCGACCAGAAAGACGCCCAGCUAACAGCGGACGAUUGGAAGAAGCGCGAUGAAGGAUUCGCAAAGGUCCUGUCCGAGCGUGGGUUCAUCCUGCAGGACAUGGAAGAGGAUGGAGCGUGUCUGUUCCGAGCAAUUUCGUUGCAAAUUUAUGGCGAUCAAAAUAUGCACGAAGCCAUCCGCCAGCAGACGAUGGAUUACAUCUAUCAAAAUCGAGAGUACUUCGCACAGUUUGUAACCGAAGACAUUGCCGAUUAUGUCGAACGUAAGCGCGCUAACCACGUGCACGGUAAUCACAUAGAAAUUCAAGCGAUGUCUGAAAUGUAUAACAGAUCCGUGGAGCUGUAUUGCUAUCAAACCGAACCAACCAAUAUAUUCAAUUCGGAGCAAAUCAACAACGGAAACGAACCGUUCCGGCUAUCUUAUCAGCGUAGCUCGCACUAUAACGCCAUCAUCAAUCCGUACAAAGCGUCGGUAGGUGUGGGGCUUGGUCUCGCUGGUUACCGACCGGACGAGCUGGACAUCAAGGAUGUGGCAGAUGCGGUGCGCAUGAGCGAAGAGCUCGAAAUCGAAAAGACCAUGCUCGAGGACAAGCUAAAGACAACGGAUUGGGAGGCGACGAACGAGGAAAUUGAAGAACAGAUCGCUCGCGAAUCAUACGCCCAGUGGUGCCGCGACAACAAACGCCGAAUCGGUGGUGGAGGCUGUGGCGGGGGUGGCAGCAGCCAGAACAAAAGCACCAGCAGUACGAUCACGUCAACCGAAAUGAUGGCAGCAUGCGCGAGCGGUUCCCAGGCAGCUUCCUCGUUUCUGCUCGAGCUACGAAAGUCACCUUCCGCCAGUCUCGCGAACCAGCAGUCGGCGGGACAUAUGAGCGAUCGAGGCGCGUGUUCGUCCAGCUCCAAGAAUAGCUCGUUCGAGCUGGAUUGUUGCUCACCACCGGCUUCCACGCAACAGCAGGGCAGCACUACCGGUGACUGUGGUGCGUCCUAUUCCAUGCAGAAGCAACAGCAGCAGUACUAUUACGGAUCGAGCACGAACGGCGGCAGUAAUCUCGCCGGUGGCAAUAGCACACCCUGCAACGGAGAGUGCAAUCGGCGAAAAAAACGCAUUCUCAAUUCACCUGUCGAAAAACCCAGCAACGCGGAAACGAAGAAAUGCAAGGCAAAUAGCAAUCGCACAACGAGCGCCUCGAACAGUCCCCGUCGUUCCGAGAGUCCCACAGACGGUAAAUCACCUGCACCAUCGCCUCCGGGUACUUCGAGUACGACAACCCCCGCCAGGGAUAGCGGAGAAGAAAGCUGUGGUAGCGGUGGGGCAAGUAGAGGAGCACCACAAUUACCCCGCGACGAAACACCGAUGUCCGAGUUCUAUCAAUCUCUGCUGGAAUCCUCCUACACCGAUGAUGGCAGUUUCGGACAGCUAUCGGAGCGGGAAAUGAUCCAGAAAGCUUUGGAAGAAUCAGCGAUGGACUUUGUGAAGCGAUGCGACGGCACAAAGACCUUUCAAGAGGACAAGUACGGUACGACAGAUGAGGAGUACGAUUCACCGUCCCCGUAGAAGAGCGCAGGCUAGAAAGAUCCCACGUGAUAAUGCACAUG
Anopheles nili is the source of this 2150-nucleotide messenger RNA. RefSeq names its product OTU domain-containing protein 5-B (gene Duba). Gene Ontology annotation, biological process: protein deubiquitination. Gene Ontology annotation, molecular function: K63-linked deubiquitinase activity; cysteine-type deubiquitinase activity. Lineage: Eukaryota; Metazoa; Arthropoda; Insecta; Diptera; Culicidae. The transcript is spliced from 8 exons. The record is from RefSeq and is a predicted model, not a curated record. Bases 1 to 2109 code for a protein of 702 amino acids.